AUCGAUCAAUUUUUUGUAUUAAUGAUACAGACUCACAUUGAUAAUGAGAAGCCGAAGCCCAUCAUUGGUCAGCCGUGGUCAGGUGCCCACCUUUCCAUCCAAUCACAUUCAAGGAAACCUGAAAGCUCAUCUGCAUCCACUACCACUAUUAAUACCAGCAGCGAAGUUCUCACUUCAAAUGCUCUUUACAGUAAUAAAUAUCACAGUCUCGGUGCUAAUAACUGUAAUGAUUACGUCACCUAUGCGAAUCCUGUUACCUCAACGGCUUCCCAUACGACGACGACCACCACUACAGUUACCGCAACUACUACAUCUGUUACUACUGCAACUACUGCUUCUUACCAAAAAGCCAAUCCCCAUGCCCCCAAGAACAACAAUUACGUAAGUAACACCACCACUACUACUACUUCUGCCGCUGUUGGCAGUCAUUCCAUUCCUAUCCCAGCCCGUUCUUCUUCUAGAACGUCGACGACUACUACACACGCCGCAUCUGCAACCACCACAGCCUCUGCUCCUCACAACAACGUCAACAAAUACGUCGGAAGUUUCAGCAGCAGCAGUAGCAGCAGCAACUACAGCAAUGUGAGACAGUCGCAUGUAAAAACUAGCACCUCUAUUACCACCACUACUAGCAGCAGCAGCAACAACAACAGUGGUAGUAGUAGCAGUAGUGUAAGUGGUGCCUACCACAGAAAGAACUUAAGUGACGUGCCAGCCAUGGUUGCAUCCGACAACAACGCCAAGAAUGAAGAGGCGAACAUCUUGGCUGGUAAAAAAAACGAACCUAAUGCUAAGCCUAUUCGACAGCACGUCACUGAUAAAGUUAAAGAGACCCCGGUUAUGAAUAACUCCUUGACUGUUAGUAACAAAGAAUCUAAAAUCAUGCCUAAUGCUUCAAUUAGCGUUAAGGAACCUCAGAUCAGGAAUGCAGUUGCUAAUGCUCCUGCAGUUAACAUCAAAGAACCUCAAGUUAGGAAUGCUGUGGCUACUACUGCUGCUUCAGUCAGUACUGCUGCUGCCAGAUCACCUAUCAAGUUGAAGAUCAGCGGUUCUUCAUUAUCAUUCUCCAACUCUCUGAAACCUCCUGCUGCCAGCAGUCACAACGAUCUGAACAGCAGUCUGCAGAGACAUCCCUCGGUGGCCACGAUAGCGUCGACGUUACCGCCGCCGCCACCACCACCACAGGCGUCCUCGUCGACAUUUACUGCCAACCAGUCCAGUCAAGAGAAGGAGCCCAUAAAAAUAAAGCUGAACCUGAAGGCAGUGAACCAAGUGGAGGAGAGGCGGCCACCAGAGGAGUCGAACGGCAUGAAAGUGGUCCUUAGCAAGAGCAAGGACGGAAGCUACAUUCAGCAGUCUCAACUGCAGAAUGCUGGCCAGAGUGCUAGACCAUCAGCGAAUUCCUACAUUAAUGAUCCUCUGCCUCCGGUUCUAUCGCUUCCUCCUCCUCCUGUUCAGCAGCAGCACCACGGUCAUCAUCACAAGAAGAGGAAAGCAGAGCAUAGCUCGUCGUCGUCCUCACACUCAUCUCAUCACAGAAAGCACUUGAAACUAGAUAAAACGUCGCAGGAACAAGAUUCCAACCAGCAACCAAUGCCUCAGCCGCAUCAUCAGCAGCAACAACAACGUCAUCAACCACAGCAGCCACAACCGCGUGUAAAUAUACAAAACAACUUCAAUGCUUACAUGUCUUCUCUUCCGUUCCGCAAAUGAUAGCAUUGAACUUUGUAAAUAUGUAAUUUUACGUUUGUUAACAUUCAUCUUCAUCCAUCUUAACUAAAUCUGGCAGAACUCUGUUGGGCGUCUUGAAACAUGAAGAGCCAACAUUUUUUGUCUUUUAUGUUGACUGUUAUAUAUGUAUGUAUAUAUAUGUAUGUAUGUAUGUAUGCAUAGAUGUACAACAGAUUUUUACGAUUUUUUAACAAUUCGAUUAAAAAGAAGUUCCUUCAA
This is a messenger RNA of Helobdella robusta, 1950 nucleotides long. RefSeq lists its product as hypothetical. Bases 22 to 1713 code for a protein of 563 amino acids. The transcript is spliced from 2 exons. The record is from RefSeq and is a predicted model, not a curated record. NCBI's taxonomy places the organism in Eukaryota, Metazoa, Annelida, Clitellata, Rhynchobdellida, Glossiphoniidae.